Molecule: messenger RNA, 3033 nt
Organism: Osmerus eperlanus (European smelt)
Lineage: Eukaryota; Metazoa; Chordata; Actinopteri; Osmeriformes; Osmeridae
Product: extracellular calcium-sensing receptor-like
Exons: 6
Coding region: 232-2982 (916 amino acids)
Biological process (GO): G protein-coupled receptor signaling pathway
Cellular component (GO): plasma membrane
Molecular function (GO): G protein-coupled receptor activity
Source: RefSeq, a predicted model, not a curated record
UCUUUUCCCAUAUUUGAACAAUAUCAUUUUUACAAGUUCAACAAUCGGUUGAUAUUUCCUGUCAACACAUCGUUCAUGUAAUGUACCUUUAUUAAAACAAUAUGAAACAUCCCCUCUGCGUUUAUUAACCACUCAAAAAUCAUUUAGUUAGAAAGGGUUAAGAGAUCCUGACUGUUCAGAGUCUGUUCCUGACGCACAACCCAGGGUGUCACCAAACAGUAAUUACAGACGAUGACGAAAGCCAGGGGUAUAAAACCGCUCUCCUCCCAGCGCCAGGUCACUUCCAACCAGACCAGUCUGGGAAGACAGAAUAUCUUCUGUUCCCAGUGUGCAUCACAGGUAAUACCUGCUAGGGGUCUACAGCACAACACACCUGUGUGUGCAUCACAGGUACCACCAGCCAGGAUGCCUCUGGUGCUGUGGUGUCUCUUGUUUGUCUCUGCCUCACCUCUUCCAGGCGGCACCACCCAGCCCUCGACCCCACCACCCUGCUCCACCCACGGGGCGUUCCAGCUGCCGGGUUUCCAAGCUGCUGGAGACUUGAUGAUCGGGGGGAUUUUCCCCCUCCACUACCGGGUGGAGCUGCCCAUCACAAACUACACCUCCGCGCCCCCGAAGGCCCAGUGCCACGGGUUUGACCCGAGAGCGUUCCGCUGGGCUCAGUCCCUGAGGCUGGCCGUGGAGCAGAUCAACCAGAAUCAGGAGUUUCUGCCCAACCACACGCUGGGGUACAAGAUCUUCGACUCGUGUGCCACGCCCAUCACGGCCCUCAGGGCGGCUCUGUCUUCGCUGAACGGACCAGGGGAGGAGAACAGUCCCCUGUGUACUGGUACCGGACGUCUGCUGGCGCUGGUCGGGGAGUCUGGUUCUUCACAGUCCAUCGUCUUGUCCAGAACUCUGCAGCCGUUUAGAAUCCCCAUGAUAAGCUACUUCUCCACCUGCUCUUGCCUCAGCAACAGGAAGGAGUUCCCAACCUUCUUCCGUGUGGUUCCCAACGACGACUACCAGGUGAAGGCUCUGGCUCGCCUGCUGCAGCAGUUUGGCUGGCGGUGGAUCGGCGUGGUCCUGGAGGACCACGACUACGGACGCUUCGCCCUGCAGGGCCUGCGAAGGGAGAUCCAGGGCACUGACGUCUGCCUGGCCUACAGCGAGAUGAUCCCCAAGGACUACAGACGCGAGCGGGUGCUGCAGAUCCUGGAGGUGAUGCAGACUUCCUCGGCACGUGUGGUGGUGGUGUUCUCGGGCGAGGGGGAGUUGUACCCCUUCCUACGGGAGUUUGAGAAGCAGAAGAUCCCGGGGCUCCAGUGGGUGGCCAGCGAGGCGUGGGUCAGCGCCAAGGUUCUGGCGGAGGCCUUCCCCUUCCUGGAUGGGACGGUGGGCUUUGCGGUCCGCGAGGGGAAGGUCCCAGGGCUCGGGGAGUUUGUGCGCAAGGUGAACCCCGAGACAUACCCCUCCAACCCCCUGGUGAGGGAGCUCUGGGGAGAGCUGUAUGGCUGUGACCCCUUCCCUUCCCUGCCCCCCUCCACCACCCCUCUGCCCCUCUGCACAGGUAAGGAGGUUCUCCUGGAGGAGCAGUCUGCCUACAUGGACUUUUCUGGGCCCAGAGUGUCGUAUAACGUGUACAAGGCUGUGUACGCCAUCGCCCACUCUCUUCACAGCCUCCUCAGCUGCCAGCCUGACGCAGGGCCCUUCCUCAACCAGUCAUGUGCUCUCAGCAGCAACAUUGACCCCUGGCAGCUUCAGCACUAUCUCCAGGAAGUGUCCUUUAAUGCAUCUGGAGAGGAGGUGAACUUUGACCUGAAAGGAGACUCCAUUCCCUCCUACGACCUUAUGAACUGGCAGAGGAACCCUGAUGGAAACCCCCGGUUCGUGAAGGUCGGCCUGUUUGACGGAACAAAGGAUUCUGGGAAGGAGCUGGUGAUCCAGGAGGAGGCGAUAGUGUGGGCGGGGCAUCAGAGCCAGGCAGUGGUGUCUGUGUGCAGCUCCAGCUGUGCUCCAGGAUCCAGGAAGGCUGUCCGUCAUGGGGAGCCUCUGUGCUGCUUUGACUGUGUACCAUGUGACAGCGGCAAGAUCAGUAAUCAGACAGAUUCUAUAGAGUGCACCGUUUGUCCUGAGGACUUCUGGUCGAACGACGAUGGCACCAGGUGCAUCCCCAAGACAGUGGAGUUCCUGUCCCACGACGCCAUGGGCUUGUCCCUGACGGUGAUUGCCGUAGCGGGAGCCUGUCUGACCAUAGCUGUCCUGGGAGUCUUCCUCCACAACAGGAACACCCCCAUCGUCCGCAUCAACAACUCAGAGCUGAGUUACUUCAUCCUGAUCUCCCUGACUCUCUGCUUCCUGUGUGCGCUGGUCUUUGUGGGCGAGCCCACUACCUGGUCCUGCAUGCUGCGUCACACGGCCUUCAGCAUCACCUUCUCCCUCUGCAUCUCCUGCAUCCUGGGCAAGACCCUGGUGGUCCUGGCUGCCUUCACCUCCACCAGGCCCGGGAACAACAUCAUGAGGUGGCUGGGGCCCAGGCAGCAGAGGGUCAUCAUCUUCAGCUGCACCCUGGUCCAGGUGAUCAUCUGUACAGCCUGGCUCACAGAUGCCCCUCCCUUCCCCUCCAGGAACUCCCAGCACCAAAGCUCCAAGAUCAUUCUAGAAUGCAGCGUGGGCUCCAGCCUGGCGUUCUGGUGCGUUCUGGGAUACAUCAGCCUCCUGGCCUGCCUGUGCUUCGUCUUGGCUUUCCUGGCCCGCAAGUUGCCCGGCAACUUCAACGAGGCCAAGUUCAUCACCUUCAGCAUGCUGAUCUUCUGCGCCGUGUGGGUGUCGUUCAUCCCCGCGUACGUCAGCUCUCCUGGGAAGUACGCCGACGCAGUGGAGACCUUUGCCAUCCUGGCCUCCAGUUACGGCCUGCUCUUCUGCCUGUUCGCUCCCAAGUGUUUCAUCAUCCUCCUGAGGCCUGAGCAGAACACCAAACAGCAUCUCAUGGGGAAGAAAUAAAACACACCUUUCCUGUUAGCAAGUUUAAUAAAGAAAUAUUUGUAUAAAAUA